AUGGUAUAUUGUGUAGCAUUAUUUGUAAGUCCAUCUUCCUCCUUGUUGACCCAUUUGUGAAAGAUUUAGGAGAUGUCGAGAGCAUGUCUUCUUAUCUUCAAUGUUCAAAAUCUCAAAUGAUAGAGGAGGUCCAAUGGUAUGUUUGUGUAUUCCCUGACUCUAUGUGGACCGGGCAAUGGCAGAGGGACUAGUAGCGUGUCAGCCAAUUCUUUUCUAUUUGUAUCUGGCUUCUUCUGGGCUCUGAGACCAAUGCAGAGAACCAACACAACCUUGGAACUUUAAAUGUAUUAUAAUAAACCACCGCAUAACCCAAAAUUUCCAAGCAUGUUCCCUGGUUCAUGUAAGAAAACCAGAGCAGAAGGCUUUUUUCUUCCUGCAUUGCAUUGAUCAAUCGUAGUUUGACUGCACACCAGCAGUGGCAAUCAAAGUUUAGCAGCCCAGUGUCACUGUCUGUUGUUUUUGUUUCUUCCUGCUCUGAUAGACUAUACUCUGGUACAUGCCAAAUGUUGUGAUUGUAGUUAAGCAGUUUGGUGUUAGCAUUUGUUGUGUUUGGCCCUUCGUAGAAUCUGUCUACGUGCCAAAUGUUGUGACCGAAAUUUAUUAGUUAAGUGGGAUAGUCUGCUGUUUUGGGUUUAUGUAAUAGGGGACCCGAAAAAGCCCAGAUGGUUCGCUAUCUGCAGGAAAACAGUAGCAUUGGUCCUCCUUCAGUGACCCAAUAUAAUGGAGACAGAAGAAAUGCUGGCAUUGCCCUUGUUGUCAUUGUCGUUAUUGCUGCCCUUGCAGUGGUGGCCUUGCUUGUUGCAUUCAGUUAUUAUUGGUAUAUCAGAAACAAAGUAAAGAGGAGGUUUAGUACUGAGAAACCCAAAGAAAUCGAUGAACCUGCAACUCCUGUGAUGAGCUCUUGUCACACAGAAGCCCAAGUAUUCACAUUCAAACAGCUCCAAGUUGCCACUAGCAAUUUCAGUCAAAAUAAUGUUAUCGGUCAUGGAGGCUUUGGCUCCGUCUAUAAAGGGGUGCUGCAGGAUGGCAGUAAGGUCGCUGUCAAGCAGCUUGACCUGGCAAGCAAGCAGGGAGAACAAGAAUUUCGUGUGGAGGUUGAUGUUCUGAGCAGACUGCAUUCUCCGUACUUGCUUGCAUUGAUUGGUUACUGUGCAGACUAUGACCACAGGCUCUUAGUCUAUGAAUACAUGCCCAAUGGAAGCCUUCAGGAGCACCUUUACUCUGACGGGUCUUCUGGUACCCCUCCAAAACUGGAUUGGGAGACUAGAAUGAGAAUAGCCCUUGAUGCAGCAAGAGGCCUGGAAUACCUGCAUGAGUACGUGGAUCCUCCUGUGAUCCACAGGGACUUCAAAAGUAGCAAUAUUCUCCUUGACAGAAACUACCACGCCAAAGUCUCAGAUUUUGGGUUGGCCAAACUUGGGUCUGAUAAAGUAGGCGGUCACGUGUCUACUCGUGUUUUAGGAACACAGGGAUAUGUUGCCCCAGAGUAUGCAUUGACAGGGCACUUGACUACCAAAUCAGAUGUGUACAGCUACGGAGUUGUACUACUGGAACUCUUAACUGGAAGAGUUCCAGUGGACAUGAAAAGGCCACCUGGUCAAGGUGUCCUCGUCUCUUGGGCUCUGCCUCAGCUUACAGACAGAGAUAAGCUAAUUCAGAUUGUAGAUCCUGAUUUGGAGGGUCAGUUCUCCAUGAAGGAGCUCAUUCAGGUUGCAGCAAUAGCUGCAAUGUGUGCACAACCAGAAGCAGACUACAGACCUCUUAUGGCUGAUGUUGUGCAGUCAUUGGUUCCUCUUGUGAAGCACCAUCGGCCAUCUUCUAGGGUGAUCAGCACCCCAAAUUUGCAUCAUAACAUUGUGACACUCAAGUCUUCUUCAAUUGACAGUGGCAGCAGUGGUGCUGCCAAUGACUGAUAUUAGUUGUGUAUAAGAUAGUUGCUUCUGAUAUAUGAGCCUUUUUGGGAGAUUAGCUUUCAACACUUGGCCAGGCUACUAAACCCAGAUCUGAACCAAGUUGUACUCGAGGUCCUGUAAUCCUAAUCAGAGCUCCAUCAGUGACAUGGGUAUGUUGUACUUCGGUAAAUUUUAUGGCUACCUGUUAUCAAGUAUCAGAAGCAAAAUUUGCAUAAGCCACUGAGCUAAUUAUCCCCACUAACACGUUUCUCUCAUCAAGAUAAGUUUUUACAGAAAAUGAGCUAAUUUAGUGCUUUCUCAAUACGACCUUCGUGGGUGUGGAAUUGUUUUGUGAUAUUUAUUAGAUACAUUAUUUCGAAUGGUAUUUAAUGGAACCUGCUUCAAACGAAGUAGUAGUUUUGUUCCCA
Molecule: messenger RNA, 2320 nt
Organism: Cryptomeria japonica (Japanese cedar)
Lineage: Eukaryota; Viridiplantae; Streptophyta; Pinopsida; Cupressales; Cupressaceae
Product: probable serine/threonine-protein kinase PBL7
Exons: 7
Coding region: 663-1913 (416 amino acids)
Biological process (GO): protein phosphorylation
Molecular function (GO): ATP binding; protein kinase activity
Source: RefSeq, a predicted model, not a curated record